CAGUGAUAAGCUGAUACUUGUCACCACUGCGGGUCCCACUCGAUACGAUACGUAGCUUGUCCCUCCCAGCUGGCCAGCCCAUUUAUGCCACCACCUCCUCUCCUCUUUUCUUCCAUCACCGAUCGAGGCUUCUCACAGCACAGCUAGCAACACACAGCGUCAGAGCUCGUGAGAGAGACUGGUUGAUUGAUUUCACUUUCACACACCGGAGGUAUUAGAGGCCAGGAUGUCGGUGACGAGCGGCGGCCACGGCGAAGAAGAAGCAGACGACCUUCUGAAGGAGGCGCUGUUGGCUGCCGGCAAUGGCAGCGGCAGCGACGGUGGCAUCGACGGCGAGGAGGACCUGGAGGAGAUCCGGAGCGUGGGGUCGUUCCUGCGGCACGCGGCGGAGGAGAACCGGAAGCUCUGGUACCUGGCCGGCCCCGCCAUCCUCACGUCCAUCGCGCAGUACUCGCUCGGCGCCAUCACCCAGGUGUUCGCCGGCCACCUCACCACGCUCGAGCUCGACGCCAUCUCCACCGAGAACAACGUCGUCGCCGGCCUCGCCUUCGGCAUCAUGCUGGGGAUGGGGAGCGCGCUGGAGACGCUGUGCGGGCAGGCGUACGGCGCGAAGCAGCUGCACAUGCUGGGCGUGUACCUGCAGCGGUCGUGGAUCAUCCUCACCGCCAUGGCCGUGCUCAUGCUCCCGCUCUACCUCUUCGCCACCCCGAUCCUGCGCCUCUUCCACCAGGACGCCGAGAUCGCCGACCUCGCCGGCCGCCUCGCGCUCUACAUGAUCCCGCAGCUCUUCGCCUACGCCUUCAACUUCCCCAUCCAGAAGUUCCUGCAGGCGCAGAGCAAGGUGAUGGCCAUGGCCGCCGUCUCCGCGGCCGCGCUGGCGUUCCACGUCGCGCUCAGCUGGUUCCUCGUCGGGCCCAUGCGGAUGGGGCUCGUCGGCCUCGCCGUCGCGCUCAACGCGUCCUGGUGGCUCGUCGUGCUGGGCCAGCUCGCCUACAUCCUCAUGGGCUACUGCCCCGGCGCAUGGAACGGAUUCGACUGCCUCGCCUUCUCCGACCUCGUCGGCUUCGCGCGCCUCUCCCUCGGCUCCGCCGUCAUGCUCUGCCUGGAAUUCUGGUUCUACAUGUUCCUGAUCGUCAUCGUCGGCAACCUGGAGAACGCUCAGGUCGCCGUUGCCGCAGUCUCCAUCUGCACGAACCUGUUCGGGUGGCAGAUCAUGGUGUUCUUCGGAUUCAACGCUGCCAUCAGCGUGCGGGUGUCGAACGAGCUGGGCGCCGGGCGUCCCCGUGCGGCCAAGUUGGCGAUCCUGGUGGUGCUCAUGUCGUCGGUGGCCAUCGGGCUGGCCUUCUUCGUCCUCGUCCUGGCCUUCCGCGACGUCUACGGCGCGCCGUUCACGGACAGCCCCGAGGUGGUGCGCGCCGUGGCCAGCCUGGGCGUCGUCUUCGCCUUCUCGCUGCUGCUCAACAGCGUGCAGCCGGUGCUGUCGGGCGUCGCCGUCGGCGCCGGCUGGCAGUGGCUGGUGGCGUACAUCAACCUCGGCUGCUACUACCUCGUCGGCAUCCCCGUCGGGUACAUGAUCGCCUUCCCGCUGCGCGGCGGGGUGCAGGGGAUGUGGGGUGGCAUGCUCACUGGCGUCGGCCUGCAGACGCUCAUCCUGGUCGCCAUCACGCUGCGCACCAACUGGGACAAGGAAGCCGGCGAGGCGCAUUCCAGGAUACAGAAAUGGGGUGGAUCGUCGGCGGCGGCUAGGGGCGAAGGUACACUGUAGUAGGGGCUACACAUGCCCUCCAAAAUGCAAAAUCAAUGAGUUUUGUUAAAAUUUUCCCACAUAUGCACCCACAUAAGACAUAUGUAUGCAUUUACAGAGUAAGUGUACCCUCUCUAAUUUGCUCUAGCUUUGUCUCCGACGGUGAUCAAGAUUUUAAUGAUGGAAAGACACGUGCAUGUACACCACAGAGAAAUGCCAUGCAAGCAGAAUGGCAUGGUGAAGUGCUGCAGUAACAAGCUUGAUUGUUUGUGCUUCAGUUCAGUCACCUGCUUGGAUUGUUUUUGUAGCUCGUGCAGGUUGUGUUUUGUGCUGCUUAAUUGGUUGGAGAGCAACUCUUGGAGUCUAUAUAUAAAUUUCAGUUUCUAUAUCUCAACUUAGACAAUUAUUUAAUAAAUAUCUUUUUAUAUCUCUCUUGUGUCUUCCAAGAACUCUUUACUUUUUAUUCUAUAUACUCUUAGUUUCUCCAAAGGUGGUUUUGGAGAAGAUAGAGAAUGGUUUAGAAAGAAUAUUGGAUCAUGUUUUCUGUUUGCUUUUAAAAAUUUUGUAAUAAAGAUCCAUGUAGAGUUUCUUGAGACGCUCUAAC
Molecule: messenger RNA, 2348 nt
Organism: Sorghum bicolor (sorghum)
Lineage: Eukaryota; Viridiplantae; Streptophyta; Magnoliopsida; Poales; Poaceae
Product: protein DETOXIFICATION 33
Exons: 5
Coding region: 227-1765 (512 amino acids)
Biological process (GO): xenobiotic detoxification by transmembrane export across the plasma membrane
Cellular component (GO): membrane
Molecular function (GO): xenobiotic transmembrane transporter activity; antiporter activity
Source: RefSeq, a predicted model, not a curated record